AUGGCUGUAUAUCCUCAUGCAGAAGGGGAACAAAGGAAUAUACCAGUAAUAAAACCAGAUGAAUCUGUGGUGGACAGAGCCAAGGCCAAUGCUUCCCUUUGGGAAGCCAGAUUGGAAGUCACAGAACUGUCUAGGAUUGAAUAUCGUGAUACUUCCCGGAGACUGGCAAAAAGUAAUGAGGAGCUGAAGAGACAGCAGUAUAAAAUGGAGAAAGAUACAAUGUCUGUAUUAAGCUACCUGAAGAAGCAGGAUCAGGAGAAAGAUAAUAUGAUUGACAAACUGAAACAACAAUUGACUGAAACAAAGGAAAAAGCCCAAGAGGAGAAGGAAAAAUUAGAACAAAAGUAUGCCAUGCAAAUAAAGGAGCUAGAGGGCCAGUUCCAUCAAAAAGCCAAAGAAAUUGGCUUGAUUCAGACAGAGCUGAAGACAAUAAGACAAUUUCAAAAGAGAAAAAUCCAAGUGGAAAAAGAAUUAGAUGAUCUGAAGGAGAAUUUAAGGAACACAGAGCGGAAACAUCAGGAGACUCUUAGAAGACUGGAAGGCAGGUUUUUUGAAGAAAAGCACCGUCUAGAAGAAGAGGCUGAAAAGAAGAUAAUAAUGCUGGCAGAGAGAGCCCACCAGGAAGCUGUUGUGCAACUGAACAAUGCUGGAAGAAAUGUUUUUAAAGAGAAUAUUUCUCUCCAGAAAGCUCUUGCAUACCACCUGAAGGAAGCUGAUGAUCUACAAAAAAGCUCCCAGAAGUUGCAAGAGAGUCAUACUGUCCUUUUACAUCAAAAGGAGAUCAAUGAGCUAUUGGUUAAGGAAAAGAUUAUGCAACUUACGCAGCAGAGAUCGCAAAUCCAAACUCUUCAGAAGAAGGUGGUAAGCUUGGAGACUGCUCUGAAUUGCAUGACCAGAGAGUUUGAGACUGAGGUUUUAAAACUGCAACAACAGGCAAUGAUAGAGAACCAAGCAGGUCGGGUAGAAAUCGACAAGCUGCAGCACCUUCUUCAGAUGAAGGACAAGGAAAUGAAUCGAAUGAAGAAGCUGGCCAAGAACAUACUGGAUGAGAGAACAGAAGUGGAAAGAUUCUUUUUAGAUGCCCUGCACCAAGUGAAGCAGCAGAUCCUGUUUAGCAGGAAGCAUUAUAAGCAGAUAGCGCAAGCUGCUUUCAAUUUAAAAAUGAGAGCAGCAUGUGCAGGAAAAACAGAAUAUCCCCCAAUCAGAACAUUUGAUGGUAGAGAGCACAGUACCAAUAGCGUGAAUCAGGAUCUUAUGGAGGCCAAGAAAUGGACAGAUAUUCAAGGAAAUGUGGAUAUUGGAGAUUUGACCUGGGAGCAGAAGGAGAAAGUCUUGAGAUUGCUCUUUGCAAAAAUGAAUGGUUUUGUUCCUAGGAAAUACAGCCAGAGUUCUAGGCCUCCAGUUCCAGACCAUGUUGUUUCUGACAGUGGAGAAACAAAGGAAUUUGGGGAUGAAAGUAAGCUUCAAGAUGAAACCUUCAUCACCCAGCAAGUUCCAAUAUCAGACUUUUCUGGUGAAAUGGUGCUACCCAAUAUUCCAAAAGAAUCACAAUAGUCUGACAUAGUGAGUAUCUAAUCAAACAAUGUACAUAACUGUUACCCUUGCCCAUUGCAGCUUCUUCCCAAAUCGCAGUUCUUUUCUUUGCUAGCUAAGACCCCUCAGGUAUCAGUGGAAUGAGUAAUAAAAAGCACUAG
Propithecus coquereli (Coquerel's sifaka) is the source of this 1694-nucleotide messenger RNA. It is a transcript of the gene BBOF1, whose product is annotated as coiled-coil domain containing 176. NCBI's taxonomy places the organism in Eukaryota, Metazoa, Chordata, Mammalia, Primates, Indriidae. Bases 1 to 1554 code for a protein of 517 amino acids. The transcript is spliced from 11 exons. The record is from RefSeq and is a predicted model, not a curated record.